Messenger RNA from Aegilops tauschii subsp. strangulata, 1923 nucleotides. RefSeq lists its product as uncharacterized. Gene Ontology annotation, molecular function: protein binding. NCBI's taxonomy places the organism in Eukaryota, Viridiplantae, Streptophyta, Magnoliopsida, Poales, Poaceae. The record is from RefSeq and is a predicted model, not a curated record.
GCCUGCGUAUUUUAUAGAAGAAAAAAAAAACAAUAACAACACCCGACACUCCACUCUACUCCACCGACGGCAGCGGCGCGGCGGCCAGCGCACCGCGAGUCGACCCCAGCUCCGGCGCAGGGAGGACGGCGCUGCCCUCUCUGGGACGAUGGCGCCAGAGGAGAAAUCACACUCGCAGCCGGUGCGGGCGUGGUCGUGGUCGUCCAUCCCGCUCGACCUGGCCGGCCUGGUGCUCCGCCUGCUCCGCUCGUACGCCAACCGCGCCCGCUUCGCCGCGGUGUGGUUCGCACGGGGAGGGACGGUGGUGGCAGAGAAGAAACCCAACUUGCAGCCGCCGGCGCUGUCGUGGUCGUCCAUCCCGCUCGACCUGGCCGGCCUGGUGCUCCGCCUGCUCCCCGCGCACGCCGACCGUGCCCGCUUCGCGUCAGUGUGCCUGCAGUGGCGUGCCGCCGCGAGGCAGCAGCUGCUGCCACGGCCACUGCCGCUGCUUGCGCUCCCUGAUGGCACCUUCUACAGCCUCCCCUAUACCAAGCCCUUCCGUUUCCCUGGCUGCGGCUUCGCCGGGUACCAAAGUGCCUGCGGCAGCUGGCUUGUCUUCCCCCGCGACGACGGGUGCUUCCUGGUCGAUCCCUUCUCUAGGGAAACAGUGACGCUCCCUCCUCUCUCCAGCGUCCGACUCCGGCCUCCAAAUGCAGUCGCCAAAUGGUCGUAUGAGCAUGGGGCAAAAGUAGCUGACCCUUAUGUCACAUGGAUGCAUAUGAAGGACUCAGACAAGCUGCACAUAAGUAAGCUAGUCGUGUGCUCACCAAAUCUUGUUGCUGCCCUUGUCGGCAUUGGAUACACAAGUCAGAUUCUAAUGUGCCAGCCAGGGGCCUUGUCGUGGUCAGUACGUGCGUACGAUCGGUGCAAGAGGUUUGAAGACAUGUCAUUCUACCAGGGCAAGCUCUACGCCCUCACCAAAGGUGAGAACCUUCUUGUGGUGAACAUCAGCGACGACCAUUGCACCGGGGAUCCACAGGUUUCUCGUAUUGGACAAGUCAUCAAGGGUGAUCCAUGGUAUUCAAUUGCGUUCACCAACAACGCUAUGCUCUGCAAGAAGCUCUACCUGGUUGAAUCCUGUGGGGCACUGCUGAUGGUACGCAGGACAAUUGUGUGCCGGAUUCCUGAACCUGGGCUGUAUAGUGAAGCUGUUGCUGGAUGGAGUGCGUUUGAGGUUUUCAAGGCUGACUUUGAGCAUUCACGGUGGAUUAGUGUGUCAACCGUGGGGGCUAACCAGGUGUUGUUUCUAGGGCGAAGGUGCUCCAGGGCUGUGUCCUUGUCUCAGUAUGGGGUCCUGGGUGAUCAGAUCUCGUUCUUGGAUGACGAUGAGGAAAAUCGUAUGGAGUAUGGCUAUGACAAGGAGAACGCUUCUUUUGGCACCUAUGACAUAAGAUCUGGCGGGUUCAGUUCUGUUCACCCAGAGAUCUCAUGGAAGCGUUGCGAUGAAAUGCGUCUGGCAGCAUGGCUCUUCCCUCAUGACUGAAGCGCUGUUAUUUCUAUGCAAGCUGCUACCAGGUUAUCGGACCGUGCUAUAGAUGUUAUCGUACAGUGGUUAUUUUGCAAGCUGCUCAUAUGUUAUCUACUUACCAUGGUAUGUAUGGUAGUUACUGGUUGGUAUGGUGUUCAGUGAACCCAUUCAAGCCAUGAAAUGCAUUAGCAGUACUAGUAUGGUUAUCAGUACUAAUGCCUGAACUCAUUAUGGUGGUUACUAUGCAAGUUGUUAACUGCAUCGGUUUUCAACUAGUACCGUGGUUGUUUCUGUGCGUACGAACAUGGUCUGUUUUAUAUGAACUAGGUUACUCUGUUAGCUGCAGAACAUCAGUAACCGCCUGAAGUAAUUAUGGUUGUUACUGUCUAAGUUGUUAUUGCAUUGGUUUUCAACUA